This is a messenger RNA of Adineta steineri, 516 nucleotides long. The record is from the annotation of a GenBank genome assembly. Lineage: Eukaryota; Metazoa; Rotifera; Eurotatoria; Adinetida; Adinetidae.
AUGAAUUCUAGUAACUCAUCAAAACGUUUUCGUACUGAAGAUUCUUCGAUUAAUUCGAAUUGUUUUUUAUCAGACGAUCUUAUUUUUUGUCCAUUUUGUACAUUUAAUAGCAAUUCACAAGUUGAUAUCGAUUUUCAUAAUCAUAUUCAUCAUCAACAUCAAUGUUCUCAAUGUUUACAUAUAUUUCCUAGUUAUUUUCUUCUUGAACUUCAUAUGGAUGAAAUACAUAAUACAUAUUCAACAAUUCAAUCAUAUCGUUGUUUGAUUGAAACAUGUUCGAAAAUAUUUUCUAAUAUUGAUCAACGUUCUCAACAUAUAAAUACGGAACAUUAUACAAAAAAUUAUUCUUUAAAUAAGAUAUAUUCAUUAUUUUCAAGUCAUGAACAAUUAAUUAAAAUGAAAAACAAUGAUAAAGAUAAGAAAUUUGGUUGUGAUAGUCAAAAAACAUUUUUACGUAAUUCACGUUUAAAACCACGAGAAUUUCUUCCUUCACAUUGGGAUGGUAAUGAUGAAUAA